AUGGAUAACUUCGAGUACAGCAUCCAGCUGAACGACAGGGAAUGGGCUGAGUUCUUCUUGGCCUCGGAGGAGUGCAGCCUCGCCCCGGCCUCGCUGGCCACGGCCGAGGAGCAGUGCCUCAGUGACAUUGAGCAAGGGGACGGCCACGCCAGCCCCGACAGGCUGAUCCCAGCCAGGGAGGGCAGCGAGCCAGCGCCUGGCACGGGGAGCUCUGCCCCACGUGGGGUGCCCGGAGACACCCCCCUGCGCUGGCAGGCCGGUGGGCACCUCUCCCCGGCGGAGCUGCUGUCGGGCAGCGAGGACGAAGCGGAGCUGGGCUCGGUCGGCAGGUUCCUGUGCGAGAGCGACGAGCCCGGCUGCCUGGCCCCCGCUGCCAUGCCCAGUGCACAGAGGAGGCAGCCCCCCCGCCCUCCUGCAGCCCCCCUGGAGGAGGCGAGCGGGGAGAGAGCGGGGGCCGAGCAGAGCUCCCCGGCCGGGUCCCCCAGCGUGGUGAGGCCCAAGGUGCCGGGGCAGCAGAAGAAGAGCCGCAAGCAGCAGCGCGGGGCCGGCGCUGCCGAGGGGGACAGGGACCCAGGGGGGGCUGCGGCUCAGGGGGCCGCUCAGGGACCCGGGAAGGCACCUCCGAGCUCGCCAGCAUCCUCUCGGAAGAGCAAAGGGAAGGACAAGGCGGCCAAGGCGGCUUUGGUGAGGCUGGGCAGCGAGGAGGCGGCGGAGGCCAAGCAGCAGGUGCCCGGCCCUGGUGUGGAUGAGGGUGAUCCAGCUGGGAAUGCUCCCCUGAGGCAGAAGGGGAAGGAGCCAGGGGCACAGUCCCCGGGGAAGACAAAGGCCACCAAGCCCUCAAAGGCAGGGCAGGCUGGUGGCUUGGGCGUACGUGACAGUGCACCACCGAUCCCUGACAACGGAGCCGUGGCUCCUUCAGGAGAGGCAUGCCAGGAGAUGCCAGGGAAGCCUCUCCAAGCCAAGAACGUGGCAGCUUUUGGAGGGGAUGCUGCUGAGGGAGCUUGUGGGGAUCCUGCAGCUGGGAUCCUCAGGGAGCCUGCAGCUGAGAUCCCUGGGCUGAGCCCCCCAUGCUUUGCAGAUGGGGCUUCUGCGAGGUCAAACACCCUGGAUGUGACCUGGCCUGAGAUGUAUGACUAUUUGUUCUGUGAUUCCCAAGAGGAGGAAGAAGAACUGGGGAGCUCAGUGGAGGGGCGGAGAUCACCCUUGCAAAGGGAAAUAUCCUGGCCUGAACUCUAUGAGUAUUUUUUCAACGAGCCAGAAGGUAAAAGGAAAAAAGACAAACGUAAAGACAGGAAAAGGAAGAAGUUCGGCAGCUUGGACCACACUGGGCUGCAGAAUGAGGAUCCCAGCUCAGCUCCAGUCAAGGACACUGUGAUUAUCUCAGUCCCUGAGGUGUGUGAACACUUCUUCCCAGAGAGACCUAGGAACAGGAUGGGCUGGAGAGGGAUUUUCUCAAUCGCUCCAGCCUCCGAGGUGAAGAGAGCUGUGGGGGCUCUGAAGUCCUUCCUGCAAAGGAAAAGACACCCUGUCGGAGGAGAAGCCCCAACCUCCCAGGCUCUGGUGCUGAGAGGAUCCGGAGAGAAGUUCGCCCUCGUCCCGCUGGCUCCCCUGGGAAGAGGCCAGGUGUGGCCAGAGGGUGAGGACAUGGCCCUUGCACUGAGAGGGACAGCAGAGGAUCCACGAGUGCUGACCCACAAAGACAUGUGCCUGGUCUUCUGUGCCUUUGCGUCCUGGGCAGUGAAGACAUCUGACCUGCAGGCUCCGGAUGCCUGGAAGACCAUGUUCCUGGCAAGUUUUGGCACGCUCUCUGCCAUCCGCUACUUCCGGAGGCAGGUCAGAGAAGGACACCCCCGGACUUAG
This is a messenger RNA of Myiozetetes cayanensis, 1860 nucleotides long. RefSeq names its product PPARGC1 and ESRR induced regulator, muscle 1 (gene PERM1). The record is from RefSeq and is a predicted model, not a curated record. Lineage: Eukaryota; Metazoa; Chordata; Aves; Passeriformes; Tyrannidae. The transcript is spliced from 5 exons. Gene Ontology annotation, biological process: regulation of DNA-templated transcription; response to muscle activity. Bases 1 to 1860 code for a protein of 619 amino acids. Gene Ontology annotation, cellular component: nucleus; cytoplasm.